Pistacia vera is the source of this 2206-nucleotide messenger RNA. RefSeq names its product translation initiation factor IF3-1, mitochondrial. Gene Ontology annotation, biological process: ribosome disassembly; translational initiation. Bases 172 to 1845 code for a protein of 557 amino acids. Gene Ontology annotation, molecular function: translation initiation factor activity; ribosome binding. The record is from RefSeq and is a predicted model, not a curated record. NCBI's taxonomy places the organism in Eukaryota, Viridiplantae, Streptophyta, Magnoliopsida, Sapindales, Anacardiaceae. The transcript has 8 exons.
CUCCAUCUGAGCUCACGACGCCGUGAACUUCAGUGUCACACUGACCCCCCCGGUUCCCAAAUCCCAGGAUAGGAAGGUUCAGUUAGGGUUUAAUUCACUCUUCUCUUUCAAAAUAAAAUCCCCAAAUUUUCUGAAAAGAAUACAAUUUCGUCACUCAUUCAGCUGAAUAAGAUGGCUUUUUGGUGUAGAAUCAACCAAUCAAAACAUCUCAAACUCAUAACUUAUCAGUUGAAGAGACGUUACAUUCAAGUUCCCCAAUUAAAUUCCUCCGUUACAGAGUCAAGAAUUUGUGCUGUAGAGAAUCCCUUUUGGGGAAUUGUUAAAAAACACACUGAUUUUUGCAACAAUGUGAGGUUUUUUGCUGCUCCAGUUCAGCCAAAGAAGGAAGAGAAGGACCUGACUGGGCCACGCAUAAAUGAACAAAUUACUGCUCAGUUUGUUCGGCUUGUGUUGGAGGAAGGACAUAAAAUUGUCUCAAGGCAAGAAGCGCUUGAUCGUGCUUGGAGGCUCAAGCUUGAUUUAGUUGAGGUUCAAAGAAAAGCCGAUCCACCUGUCUGUAAAAUCAUGGACUUCCACAGAGAGAAAUACAAAAAAGAAGUACAGGGAAAGGAACGUGCUAAAGCCAAGUCUGAUGUGACUUUGAGAAAAGGAAAUUUCAAAGAGGUUAAAUUCGCUGGGAAAAUUGAGCAAAAGGACUUGAAGAUGAAGGCAGAUACAAUCAAAAGAUUGAUGGAGAGUGGUUAUAGGGUGAAGUGUAUGGCCGUGCCUGUGAAUAAAAAAGAAGAAGGAGAGGACUUGGGAGGAUAUUUAUCUCGCCUGCUUCCUUUGGUUGAAGAUGUAUCUAUUAUUGAAAGUGGACCGCAUGUGGAGAGAAAACAGGCAUAUAUUAUAAUCAGGCAUGUCAAAUUUGGCCCGGCAAAGAAAGGCGUUAAAAAACCCAAGUUUGUUGGAUAUUCUAGUGAUGUAGUUUCUAAGGGUGCAGAGACUACUUCAGGUGAUAUUCCCACCUCUGCACUGUGUGAGGAAGGUCCUGCAGGAAUUGGCUUAGAAGAUGAGUCAUUUACGGAUGAAGCUGACCUGUCAAUCCCUCCACCAGUAAUGCAGAAUUUUACGAAAAAAGUAAUGAAUUCUGCGCCAGAAACAGUUCAUACACCUGCAAAUUUCAGUUCUUCAAAAUCUUCACGUUCCCAGCCAGUGCAUGGUUUUGCAAGAGCAGACACACCUUCAUCUUCCUCACCAGAGCCUUCUCUAGGAGCUGACAACAGGUACAAUAGAAGUGAAGCAAGGAAUCAGUUCCCACCUACUAGACCAGUGGAUAAUCGGCGCCCAGGUAUGAGAGACUCUGUCAGGUCAGAAGCCCAGCUUCCAAAUCAAAGAAGGCAACCACCAUUAGAUACGAACCCAGGUAUGAGAGACUCUGUCAGGUCAGAAGCCCAGCUUCCAAAUCAAAGAAGGCAACCACCAUUAGAUACGAACCCAGGUGUGAGAGACUCUGUCAGGUCAGAAACCCAGAUUCCAAAUCAAAGAAGGCAACCACCAUUAGAUACGAACGUCUUGCCCUCAGGAGAGAGAAAGCAAGUUGGGGUUGAUUCUUCUGUUUUUAGGAACACAAGGCCUCCUAGUAAUAUACCCAAGCGAGAACCUUCUGGUUCUGGUCCCAAUAUCCCUGGUAACCCAUCUUCUAGUUAUGGAAUUUUCAGCAACCAAAAAGCCAAUGUUCCUGGAAAUCCUGGCUCGGCAGGGCCUGGGGCAAAUAAAAACAUUCCAGGUUCAAAACCAGAUGGUAGCCAAAGACCAGGCACGGGUAACGGUGGGGAAGCGAAAUGGGGAAUAUUCAGUAGAUAGAAGUUGAAUCAAUGCAGCAUUCCACAGAACAUUCAGAACAAACUACAGUGAUCUGGAUAAUCAAGAAGACUAUGAUACUGGCCUCUAAUAUCCGCGAGUUGCGACAUUUUUGGUAACAAUUUCCAUCUAUCAUCCAUGGAUCAUCGGUUUGUUAACCAUCAUUAUCUUCUCUCAUAUAUAUUGUUUUUUAAAGUGCCUUUGAUUAAAAGGGCGGCGGAAACUUUUUUAAUGUAUCACUUAUCAGUAAAUUAUUCCUUUUCAAGACUGAGUAGUGGCAUAUUUAUAAUGCUAUCAUGUUAUGAACAAUUUUGGGGAAGAGAAGAUUAUUCUUUCAGAUGGGAGAUCACAGGUCAAUAAUAAU